Molecule: messenger RNA, 534 nt
Organism: Botrytis porri
Lineage: Eukaryota; Fungi; Ascomycota; Leotiomycetes; Helotiales; Sclerotiniaceae
Exons: 3
Coding region: 1-534 (177 amino acids)
Source: RefSeq, a predicted model, not a curated record
AUGUAUCUCCCACUCCUCACCCUCACCCUCACCUUCCUCCUCACCCUCACCACCGCCAUAGCCGUCCCAGCUCCCAACCCCCACUCCGCUCUCGAAGCCAAAGAUUUUAUCCCGGAUAAAGUUUCCCGACAAGUUCUCCCGCGUCAGGGCAUCCCGUUCCCGGAGCCGGAAGAGGAUAUCGAGCCCCCGAGAGAUGAUGGGUUGGUUCCGUUUGCGGGUGGGGGACCGGUGGUGGGGAAGUGGGUUAAACCGACUUUUACGCCGGGGCCCGAGGAUGAUGUGCUGCCGUUUAGUAAUAGUGUGGACCUGAAGAAGCGCAAUCUUGAACACACAAAAUUAAAUGCAUUCUGUCCAUACCCCGGUACAGCUUACUGCUGCAAUCCUAACCCUGGAACGGGAGGAACUCUCUGUAAAUGGAAUGGCGAUGGUCAUUUGGCUGGCUGUGAGUUGAUUACUGGUGGGGAAAGUGUUUGUUGUUCUACACUGGGGUGUAAGGGGAUGGUGGGGUUGAGAGAACCGAUUACUACGGUUUAG